Lottia gigantea (owl limpet) is the source of this 9300-nucleotide messenger RNA. RefSeq lists its product as hypothetical. Gene Ontology annotation, molecular function: protein binding; calcium ion binding. The transcript has 56 exons. Gene Ontology annotation, biological process: establishment or maintenance of epithelial cell apical/basal polarity; heterophilic cell-cell adhesion. Gene Ontology annotation, cellular component: protein-containing complex; plasma membrane. The coding region runs from base 1 to 9300 and encodes 3099 amino acids. NCBI's taxonomy places the organism in Eukaryota, Metazoa, Mollusca, Gastropoda, Lottiidae. The record is from RefSeq and is a predicted model, not a curated record.
AUGACGGGGCCUUAUUUAUUGUCAAGCUUGCGUUUGUUUUUCAAUGUUAAAAUGACAGAUACACCAGUCAAAAUUUGUCAAGAUUUAACGUUAAAAUGUCCACAAGGUUGGACAGAAAUAUUAUCCACUUGUUAUCUUCCUGUUACCGAUCUUCAUACAACAUGGCGGCAUGCUUACACUUACUGUCAAAGAUUUGGAGGAAAGUUAGCUGAACCUGCUGGUGAAGAUCAAACCAAACAAGUCAGUCGGCUAAUAACUAAUACCACCACAUCACAUUGGAUAGGCUUCACUCAGAAUGGUAUCCCAGACAAUGCCCCCGAGCAAGGAUUUUGGAGUGAUGAUAAACCCACCACAGUAGAUGCUGGUUGGUGGGACAACUUCCAGCCGGAUAGACGAGGUGGUGACUGUACAGUACUCCGAUAUACUACAGAAUGGAAAUGGUACAUGACGCAGUGUCUUGAGUUACGGCCCUUUAUUUGUGAAACCACUUCUUGUCCAACAGAUACAUUUCGAUGUUUAGAGGGAGAAUGUUUAAAUACAGAUAUAGUUUGUGACGGUAAAGCUGAUUGUCUGGAGGGCUGGGAUGAGAUCAACUGUGCUUCAGAUUGUAAUCAAUAUUUACAAAGUAGUGAAGGGCAGAUAACUCAUCCUCCUAAUCAAUUAUCAACCUAUUCACCACGCACCACGUGUCAAUGGACUAUACAUGGAACAGAAGGACACAAUUUAGUAUUAGAUAUAUCCGAGUUGGAUCUAGAAGACGGUAUAGAUUAUCUAGAAAUCUGGACUAGUGGAUUAACCAUAUCAACAUCUCGAUUACAUUCUAGAUUAACAGGCACAAAUCUCCAAAAUCUACAAUCUAUUUAUAGUUCAAACAAUUGUGCUAUCAUACGAUUGGUCACCGAUCCAUCCAAUCAAUUUGCAGGAUUUACUUUGGAUUGGGAAUCUGUCUCCGACCUAGUGUCUGGCGAUACUGUUUUACAAGCUACUGGAGUCUAUCAGCAACUCUCCUCACCUCUCUACCCCAAUAUUUACCUGGAUAAUCUAUAUACAGCCUGGUUGAUCAAAGCUACUGGUUCUAAUAUCAUCACCAUUGAGAUAACGGAUCUAGACAUUUCGAGUAAUGGUAAAGUGACGAUAUUUGAUGGUGAUAGUCCUGGUUCUCCAGUAUUAAAAGUAUUGACUCACGGAAUUCAAGACUCGGUGAUCUUGUCUACCAGUUCAGCAGUCCAUAUUCUGUAUGAGAGUGGAACAUCAGAUCCGGUUUUUAGGAAAGGUUUCCAGUUAAAAUAUAAAGAAGGCUGUAAUUUUGUACUAGCGGCAGCUCAAGGGGAGAUAAGUUCACCAGGGUAUAGUCGAGGGAAAUACCCCAAUAUUCUAGACUGUACGUGGUUAAUUUCGUCUCAGUCCGGUACCCCACUGACUCUUCAGUUUAAUUCUAUAUUUAGUAUAGAACAGGAUAAAGACUUCCUGAAGGUAUUUCGAAGUUCUUCUGAAAACGACCCAGCCCACUCUGGGGAAGGUUUUACAGGAGUUACUGUCCCUGCUUUGAUCGUAUCAGGAAGCGGUAGUUUGUUGAUCAAGUUCACCACGAGUGCUUUAGGUCAAGCUAAAGGAUUCAUGGCCACAUUUUCUGCUGGGUGCAAAGGCUUACAGAGCCCAUAUGUACAUGCGUUCCCGCACCAUGCCACCUAUCAUCUGAAUGAAGUACUAAAUGUAACCUGUACUAAAAACCAUAUCUUCUCUAAUGUUGCCUAUCUGGGUUUGACCAGUGUCCUGCUGACAUGUACUGCUGGUGGAAAUUUUGAUAAGGAAAUACCCAUCUGUUCUAAAACACUAUGUGGACCAGCACCAGAAAUACGUAAUGGUUACAUCAGAUCCAGUAAUGGAGUAUAUUCCGGCUCGACUGUUACCUAUUCUUGUAACUUUGGGUACAAUCUGACAUCUAGUAGCACCAUAACGUGUCAGAACUCUGGCCAAUGGCCCAUACCCUCUACUUGUCACGCCGAAUCCUGUCCCCCAGUACCUGAUAUAUCAAAUGGUAAUAAAGCUGUUAUCUAUGGAGACGGGGUCAGCCAAGGGUCUGUGGUUAAAUAUACCUGUCAAUCAACCUUCCAGAUAGUUGGAGUCAACACUCGUACUUGCCAGAAUGGAAAAUGGUCAGCCGUUGCGCCUACUUGUCAACGAAUUCCAUGCGGCUAUACUAAAAUAGAGAACGGGGUUAUAUCCGUGUUGACUCAGCCCUAUCAAGGAGAACAAGUAACGUUAAGAUGUAAUACAGGAUAUCAUAUAUCCAGUGGUAGUGAUACAUUCCCUUGUGGUGAAAUACCCCCGCUCUGUGUCAAUAUCAAUGAGUGUACAUCAAGGACAGAUAACUGUGUUAAAUCACAGUGUAAAGAUACAGAUGGUAGUUUUGAAUGUGUUUGUAAUCCUGGUUAUUAUAAACCUUACAACGGGGCUAAUACCUGUCAAGAUAUAAACGAGUGUAAUGUUAACAAUGGUGGAUGUGGCCAAAUCUGUAACAAUGUCGACGGUUCCUAUACAUGUAGCUGCUAUGAUAACAAUGUUCUCUUUACCACCAAUGGACAGAAUGGGUAUUUCGUCAGGUCUGGAGAAACUGGUACAGAUUCCUGGAACUCUAUGAGAUUCCAACAUACUUGUAUUCCUGUGGAAUGCCCUGUACCACCACGAAAUAUUGGUAACGGGAGAUCAACAGUAUCCAAACUACAUUAUCAAAUUGGGGAUCAGGUAUCGUUUGUAUGUAAUAUUGGUUAUGUACCACAAGGCACUACAACCAUCACCUGUCAAUCAAAUGGUAGUUGGGAUUUCACACCACCACUGUGUUUAGAUGCAACCUGUCCAUAUCCGGAAGUACCCAACAGUCCUAAUGCAGUGAGUGUAACGCCGACCAACUCCAUUCGUUACCUGGAUGUCUUCACCCUAACCUGUCCUCUACCAACACAGUCUUCACAAGUCAGACCUUGCAUUUACGACCAGGCUAAUAGAGACUACAGAAUUAUGUCUGGUAGUCUUGAAUGUCCAGAGACAGACUGUGGCCGACCAGAACGUAUUCCAGGAUCUGAUCCUUACUCCAAUUCCUGUACAACAUAUGGCUGUUCCUUCAACUUCCGGUGCCGCACUCCUUGGUUCCAGGUGGCUGGUAGUAGCAGUAAGGGUAACACUGUAACUUGUGGAAGUGAUGGUCAUUGGGAUUUUGGUGAUCUUCGAUGUCCUGGGCCAACUUGUACGGACCCUGGUACCCCAGCUGGUGGAAAACAGAUCUAUACAACUUACGAGGAGUACAGUCUAGUGUACUACAAAUGUAAUGAGAACAACCAGAAACCAGGAUUCGAACCCUCGGCACAAUAUCCUUUAAAGUGUAUCUGGAAUUCGAAUAGAAAUGAAUUAAUGUGGAAUGACACGACUCCUACAUGUGUUGACAGGACAGCUCCAGUUUUCUUCAACUGUCCAACAAUGGAUAUCAAAGUUAGCAGAAUGUCAACCUCAACCGUGGCAGAACCACAAAUUACAGACAACUCUGGUGCCAUACAGUCCUUAAGGAUUUACCCAGACAAGUUCUCCGUGAACCACGUGAUCAAGUCGGACGAGUCUGUACGGUAUGAGGCGACAGACCACAGCGGUAAUACUGGAUUCUGCGCAUUUAACAUCAAACUUAAAGAUGAGCAGAAACCAGUUAUUAAAUGUAGAGAUUCAUUCGGCAUCAAUUUUUUCAACGAAAACGAUUUUAGGUCCUUCGAUGUGAACUCUUUGAUAAUAUCAGCGUCGGACGAUUCGGGUAAUGUGGACGUAACUGGGUCUGUAGAUAUCAUCCGGUUAGAUAGAAACAGUAUCGGCAAGACGUAUACAAAUACGAUUACAGCUACGGAUCCAAGCGGAAAUACUGCGUCCUGUAUCAUUCAAGUUACCGCAACAGCUGACAAAUGUCGACCAUGGACUCUUCAAAUACAGAAUGGUGGCAAAAACUGUAACUCAAAGAGCGGUGGAGGAUAUAUCUGUACAGUUACAUGUAAUAACGGCUAUGUAUUUUAUGAUAAUACUGCUCAGAGCUCAGUUGAUAUAUCCUGUGAUCCCAACGGCGACUGGUCCAGAGAAGUUCCGGUUUGUGUUGCUGUAGAAUCAUCAAUCUAUGAGCUAGCCAUCAGGGUUACCUACGUCACGGAUUCUAACAUCAAAGACUACUGUCCUGAUAAUUAUCAAAAAGAGCUGACUGGUAAAAUGCCCAGUCUUGUGUCCAGUCUGAGCUCUCGGUGUCAGUCUUUAUCACCAUCUAUCAGGGUAGAAGCUGGAAGAAGCACCACCAUACAGAACUUUAACUCUGGGGUCUAUGCUAUAUUCUACUUCAAUCUGGAGCCGAGGGAUUACGAUUCGUCCACAUAUUCAAACUGCGUGAACCUUAUUCGUCAAGCUUUCAUAGACCAGUCCCAAACCGUCUCGGCAGUACGGCAGUUAUCCGUCAAUCCCAAUAUAGGAUGUCCAGGUUCGCAGGCUGGUACAUACCAGACUAUAGUCAACGAUGGUUUUACUUGUAAUGUCAAUGAAGAAGUACGACAGAUUAGUCAAGACUACACAGGUUGUGUGACCUGCCCAUUAGGUUAUUAUAGUACAGAUGGAAGAUUAUGUAUCAAAUGUUUACCAGGAUUCUACCGAGAUCAGAAUUUACAGAGUUGUGUCCCUUGUUUAUCUAACUCACGGAAUCAAACCGAGGGAGCUAGUAGUAUACAUGAGUGUUACAGUUUGUGUCCAAUGGGAAUGAAUUCUAAUUCUGGUCGGUCACCUUGUAGCCAAUGUCGAGAAAAUUCUUACAGUCAGGAUGAGAGGACUUGUAGACAGUGUCCUCCUAAUACCUUCACACCUGGAAGAGGUGCUGCUUCUGUAGAUGAUUGUAGAGGUAUUUGUCAACCAGGGUAUUAUUCCACUACUGGUUUUGAACCCUGUCAAGUCUGUCCUAGAGGAUUCUUCCAAUCUAAUACCAGAUCAACCACCUGUUUUGAGUGUUCUUUGGACCAGACUACUUUCAAUACGGCAUCAACAUCCAGUUCCCAGUGCACACUUACAGUUGAUAUAGAUUGCCAGAAUGGUGUAUGCCAGAAUGGAGGAACUUGUUUAGUAGAGAAACAUCAGUACUACUGUCGCUGUACCUCUGGUUAUACCGGUAAGAACUGUGAAACACCAAUCAGAGCUUGUGAUUCCAGUCCUUGUUUUAAUGAUGGAGUUUGCAGUAACAAUGAUGAUGGUUCUUUUACCUGCUUCUGUAAUCAAGGUCGUUUUUCUGGAGGUCGAUGUGAGAAUGAUAUAAACGACUGUAGUAUUAACUCGUGUUUAAAUAACGGAUCUUGCUACGAUGAUAUAGGAUCAUUCUCUUGUGUUUGUCCAAUCUUCAGUGGCUUCACUGGUGGCAGUUGUCAAAGAUCACGAGAUGUGUGCAGCGAACAGCCCUGUCAGAACAGUGGACAAUGUAUAGCCUCUGGUAAUAUCCGACGAAAGUGUGUUUGUCAGUUGGGCUAUACUGGCGACAAUUGCGAAGCCCAGAUCAAUGAAUGUAGCUCUUCUCCAUGUCGCAAUAGGGGGACCUGUAUAGAUCAACAGAACAGAUAUGAAUGUCGCUGUAUGCAGGGUUAUACUGGUAGUAAUUGUGAGAUACUAUCCGAUCCUUGUUCAACGUUCGUCUGCAACAAUGGCGACUGUCUCUAUAAUUACCAAACAGCAACCACUGACUGCGUCUGUUUCUAUGGUUACGAAAAAGUGAACGGACAAUGUCAAGCAAUCAAUCCGUGUCAAAGUUCACCAUGUAAAAAUGGUGGAACCUGUCGCCCUGGUAACUCGACCUAUACAUGUGACUGUUUGGCCGGGUAUGAAGGGACCCAGUGUCAACAGAAUCGAGAUGACUGUGCGUCCUCGCCGUGUAAAAAUGGAGCGACCUGUGUUGAUCAACUCAAUGACUAUCGAUGUGAAUGUGAUAUCAAUAAACCAGAUACCAGAGGUAAGAACUGCGAGGACCAGGUAAACAGCUGUUCAUCAAAUCCUUGUAAGGGCAAUAACACAAAAAGCUGCACGGACCAUCUCGGGUAUUACGAGUGUGAUUGUUAUAAUGGAUACAGUGGACUGAAUUGUCAGGAUCUGGUCAAUCAUUGUGCCAGUUAUCCCUGCUUACAUGGUGGCUCCUGUACCAAUAUCUUUGGAGGCUAUAAGUGUUUGUGUACGGCUACGUAUACUGGUAGUAGAUGCGAGAGGGCCACUGAUUUCUGUACACAAGAAUCGUGUCGUAAUGGUGGUCAAUGUAUCAGUACAGAUACUGGAUAUGUCUGCAGUUGUAAGAACGGUUUUAAAGGACAGUUUUGUGAGAAUACUUAUGAUCUGUGUUCUAAAGCCAACCCUUGUGUUGGAACUGGUAGUAUCUGUUCUUACGAUGGUACCAGAUUCACCUGUCAAUGCUCAGGAGGUUAUACAGGGGAUUACUGUGAGUUCAGAAACAACGUCUGCUCCGAUUCCAGAUGUCUCCAUGGUGGAACGUGCCUCGAGGUCGGAGGUCAACCUCAAUGCCAGUGUGCUAGUGGCUAUACAGGAUCAUUAUGUGAGACCAACAUCAACGACUGUACCACUACAUCUUGUGGACAAGGUGCCCAGUGUAUUGAUGGUGUCAAUACCUUUACUUGUGAAUGUGAAUCGGGCAAGAUUGGUCGCAACUGUGAUAAAGACUUGACGUAUGAUUUUGAUAUGACGUUAUCCAAAUCAGGGCAGUUUUUGGCAUCUGAUUAUUUUAUCCUACCCCAGAGACUACAGUCUACUACUAUGUUUAGUUUAUCGUUCUGGGUGAGGUAUUCUAAAUCAACAGAUCCUGGUCUCAUCCUGACCAUGUAUGGAACGAGAUCUCAAGACAAACUGGCUGAAUCUUUCGAGAUAUUGAGGAUAGUUCGAGAUAAAGUUACAGCUUAUAUCGGAAACACCCAGUCCAUAUCUUACAGUGAAGCUGAUAUAGAUGAUGGGAAAUGGCAUCAUGUGGUGGUAACAUGGGACGGGACCUUCCCACUGCUAACUCUAUAUAUAGACAAUACGGAAGUUGAAGCUUUGAAUUAUGUGCUGAAUCCACCUUUACCUACUUAUAUAUGGUUUGUUCUUGGAGGAACUUACGAUGUAACAACCAACAAAAUAGAUCAAUCCAAGUCUAUGAUUGGUCGAAUGAGCCGUCUUUUCGUGACGCCAUCUGUAUUGUCGGCUGCUGAUAGGCUCUCCUUGUCGUAUGCUCUAAGCUUCGUUCCCGCCAAUCAUAUUCAAGGCUUCACAGUCGGGAUGUUGGAUGGCGUCAAUGCUUUGGUGGAUCAUAACAGCGAGUUGAAUCCAUCUGGUUGCUAUAGAAACAAAACCUGUCCUCCCUUAUUAUCAGCUGGUUCUAAAGCUAGCGUUUCAGUAUGUCCGUCUGAUAUGAUGACGGUAUCAGCCAGAGUCAGUAGACCAACAUGGCCUCAACCCAUCUUCACCAAUACUGACGUCAUCAGGACUAACUAUAUCUCCGGUGGUGAACCCAUGUCGUGGAAGACUUACUCUAUAGCGUUUGGUGGAUAUGAUACUCAAGGCAAUGCUGAUGUCUGUUCUUAUAAUCUUUACAAUAGAAGAGCGGCAUGUCCAGUACCAAAGAAGCCACUGCUAGGUACUAUCAACUGUGUGUCUAUCCAGGCUGGUGUAAGGUGUACAGUAACUUGUGGAGAGAACCAACGUCUAGCCGAACCUACCCCUGUAUACUAUAGCUGUGGAUUUUUCAACGCCUAUAAUGAGAAUAUCCUAACGUAUAGAUAUCCCUCGUGUACUUCUUGUGAAGCCCCAAAAUUGGACGUCGAAAUAUCAAUGACCUUUGACCUUCAAGCAUCUUGCACAUCUAUUGGUGAGAGUGUCAUUGCAUCCGGAGUUCGAUCUAGCCUGAACGAUCUUAACACACGCCUGAACCAGCAACUUUGUGGUGGAAACGACUGCUCCAGUAUCAGUAUUAGUGCUAGGUGCAGCAUCGUUGGCCAAGACGUGAAUAUCGUUGUCAGAAUGUUCUCUUUGAGAUCGACCAUGACAGUUAACCGUUUACCAGUGUCUACAGCUAAUGUUCUAGCCUCGUCAAUAAUAGAUGAUACUGCUAUCACUGUCAAUCUCGGUACGCUGGAUAGAAUGAGUUAUGAUUUACAGUCGACCAGAAUCUGUGAAGUGGGAAGACAAUUAGUGAGUGACUGCUGUGCUGAAUGUGGUUUUGGUACAUACUACGAUACAAGCAGAUCAACGUGUGUACAGUGUCAGCGUGGAACAUAUCUAGAUACUAAAGGAGUUAUCUUCACCAGUACAGCAGAAGUUGCCUCCCCUUGUAAAGCCUGUCCAGGUGGAAUGACCACAGCCUUAACUGGUUCUCAGACAGUCGAUGAGUGUAAAGAUUCGUGUUCACCAGGACGGUUCUACAAUCUAACUAUAGGACGAUGUGAAGAUUGCCCUGCAGGCUACUUUCAGGAAACUGCCGGUACCUUCUUCUGUCAACCAUGUUCCAUUACCAGUACUACCGCUAAUAACGGUUCCAUGUCUUCCUCCGAUUGUGUCUUAGCCUCAUCCAUUGCACCAGAAACCACUACUCCUCUGUCAGAGGGUACUGAUUCGCCAUCUGUAGGGGCCAGUACAGGAAGUGAUAUUUGGUCAGGGGAGGUAAUCGCUCUAGCAGUGAUAGCAGUACUAGUAAUCAUAGUAUUGAUUUUAGUUAUACUAUGUGUUUGUUGUCGAGGCUGUCUACAGUCUAUAUGUCCAUGUUGCGUGACCAAAGUGUCACCAGUAGAGAAGACUCAAUGGCAGUAUGUGAAUAGGUUCGGGGAAACCAACUUGAAGUUUGUCAGCUAUAAACUGUCGGAUAUUAGACGAAAGAAGCUGGAGAAGGAGGCGUUGAUGAAGGCGGAAGAGCCGAGGAAGAUUUCUAUACAGGUUCCUGUGUUCGAGGAGAAACUCGAUGGAAAGGUCAAGAAGAAAUCUCUCCAUGUUUCUCGACCAACGAGUGGACGUCCACCACAGUCUACCAGCAUCCCAAUCUUCAGUGUGAACUCUCCAGGACAUUAUCAGAAUCAACCCAAACCCCUACCCCCGUUACCCGACCGUAUUAAAAACACUCCUCCUAACAGUCCAAUAACAAUACGCCGUCCACCCAGUGCCUUCAAUAAACCUCGUGUUCAGCCCACAGAAGAUGACUAUAAAGACUUCAUAUUGCGGAAUAAUACCCAGGCUACGGACAGUCGUAUAACUAUUGAUUCGGAUGAGGAGGAUUAUAGAUAG